CCCCACCCACUCCAUGCCCUGGGGCAGUGAUGCUGCCCUGUGCCCUCAGCUCCUUGCAACUUUGUGGAGGAGCAGUGGAUGAGGAUACAGGUUCUGGGUGCUGCUGGGGUGGGGAGCGUGGGUUUAGGCGGCUGGUUGCAGAGCAGAGCUUGCCAGCGGUGCAGCGGUGGAGGGGUGCGGUGUGCGGUGUGCGGAUGCGGCAGGGUAGGAUUGGGGGCAGGGGAUACAGAACAUGAACCCGGGGCUUUGGAUCACAUGGAGAGCGCAGUACAUGGGUUGGCCCUGAAUGGGCCCCCUGAGGGCUGGGCCAGGCCUAGCUGGCUGUGGGGAGGGAGGUGGAGGGGCAUUGACUCCUUGUCCUGGGACACGGCCCCCUCUAUGUACACAGGCAGGAUUCAGGCCUCUGCUCCUCUCACCAUGUUGCCACCCCCAACAGGCUUCCAGAACGGAGUGUACAAGGCCAUCAGGGACGUGGCCAAGGCCAAGAGCAUCCACCUAGAUUUGUUUCAGUACCUGAUGCUGCUGCCCCCAGACCCACCCGCCAUGCCCCACUUCCGGCUGGAGGAGGGGCUGACGCUUGCCCCUGUGUCCCCCGCCCAUGCUGCAUUGCUCAAUGAUGCCUGGGACUUUGGGGGCAACUUGUGGAGCCUGCGCUACCUGGAGAUGCUGAUUCGGUGCUUCCCUAGCGCCUGCUUGCUGGGCCCUGAUGGGCACCCUGUCUCCUGGACCCUCACCAACCCUCUUGCCUGCCUGUCCCAUGGCUACACCCUCCCCGCUUAUCGUGGGCAGCACUGUCAAGGCGUGGUGCUGGGCACGCUGGUGGGGCAGCUCCAUGCCCAGGGCUUCCCCGCCUUCUGUGGGGUGCUGCCUGAGAACAAGCCCUCCCUACGUGCCCUUCACGGCCUCGGCUUCUGCAACCAGCCUGGGGUCUUAUACCUGAUGGUCCUGAAACCAGACCCCACCUUGGCACCCGGGCACUAGCAGGCGCCCCCAGCACAGAGCACGAUGUGCCCAGUUCUGGGGCUCAGAGCCUGACUUUUCGGGUAGAAAUGAGUGGGGUGGGUGGAGGGGUGAUGCACGGGGCAAGGGAUAUUAGGAAAGGGCUGGUCUGGGCAGGUGUGACUGGAGCUGGGGAGACUGAGAUGGCAGUAGACACAGGUGGGUGAGGGAGUGCAGGGCUGGGGGGGCAGUGGGGAGUGGGUGAGGGGCACUGACAGGGUGGUAGGCAGCGGCUGUCCCACAGGACACCUGCAGGCUCAAGGCUAGUUUUCCCAUGGCCACUGGGUGUCGCUGUUAUGUCCAGAUCAGCAGCUGUGGCCUGGGAUCUGGCUUGGAGGAAAUAGUCAGGACUUGGAGCUAACCCCUUCUUGCCCGAUCUCCGCUGGGGCUGGUGGAGGGAUAGGAUGGUGGGCCCACCAGGCCGGUUCCUGCCUCUGGGUGCUUGUCCAUUGUCAUGAUAACUCUCCAAGGCCUGGAGGGGACACCAGCCUCCACCACAGCACCACCAGGAGGAAGUGAGGCACAGAGCAAAAAAAGCUGUGCUCUGUGCAUCGUCCCGUAGCCUGCACCAUAUCUGGGCUAACAGCCCCAGAGCAUUCAUCCUGGCCUGGCCCGGCUCCCUCCUUUUCCUUCUCAGCCAUAGUAUCAGGUGCCAGGUGCCACUGUGUCCCGCAGCCCCGGAGAUCGUGAGACAACCCACCCCUUGCUGCAGAGCCAGGCCCCAUAAUCUCAGCACCGAAUGAAAUGCCUUGUCUCUGGGGCAGCAGUGGGAAACCUUCCUCCCGUGACCCUGGUGUCACCAAGGCCUGUUUGAGCCUCGGCCUCUUGCUGGUGUGUGAACUGUUUGUGUUUCUCUGGAGCAUUCACUCUGAACCCUAGUGAUUACAGAUUAAAUGCCAGCCUCGUGCGCAGUGCCACGGCUGAUGGUUUACAAGUUCUGCUGAUGGGCUGAUGCCCCUGCCCUACCCCAGACAGACUCCCACCCCACCCCAGGGCUAAGAGCCCUGCAGCCCCCAACACUGUGACAGCAGCAAUGUAUUGCGUGUUUGUAAUACAGGGCUGGCCUGAAAAAAGGGUUGGGGGAGCAACUGCUGGGAUGGAACAAUUCAUUGUAUGGUGGCCAUGGCUGACUCUGGUAGGAUCAGGAAUGAGGCCGCAUUGCACCGGGUGCUGCUCAGGCAGGUGAGCCCAUGCCUCAGCGUGUUGCUGAAUGAGACUCCUAGGCUUUUAAACCUAUGGGGUUUAAACACAGCCGUGCGUGGAUGGGUAAUGUGGCUGCAGUCACUGCUGGGGCAGGCCACAGGGUGCUUCAGACCCUGCUUGGCAGCGAGAUAGGUGAGAUACUGUGGUCCCCUUAUACAAGGUCCACUUGCCUGGCACCGAGAUGCAGCCAUUUCUGGGGAGGCAUGGGCAGUGGUUCUGCACCUGCAGCCAGCUCCCCCUGGGGUGGGAAGUAGAUUGGGGCUCUGGGGCUGAUGGCACAGCUGCCGAGAGGUUGCACUUACAAGGGUUAACCAGCCCAGCAAGCGGCUGUGCUGCCCUGAACUCUCGGCCUGGGGGGUACUGAGGGGCUGGGAGUGACUCAUGCGGGGUCUGGGCCUGUUCCCCUCCCUCGGCCCUGACCCAGGGCCGCCUCGGCUUUGUCCCAUGCUGGGAAUCUGGCUGAGUCAGUUGGAUUCCCGGAGCCCUGGCUCUGGGCAGACAAAAGGAGAUGGCAGGGGGCAGCGACCCUGCCCCAGCCUGGCCCUGUCCAGGGGGAAAGCGGCUGUCAGGGCACUGAGUCAUUGCACGUGCCUGCUCCCCCCCACACACAUGGCUCUGCCAGGGCCCUUCGCUGCCAACCCGCCGGUCCUGUGUUGGGCUCCCCCACAGCUCUGCCAGGACCCCUCAAUCCUGACCCACAGCCCCCUGCUACCCCAGCCCUGGGCCCCAGCCAGGAGGGAGGUGGGCAUGGGGAAGCAAAUGGAGGGGCUUGCAGACCCCAAAGCAGAGGGGUGGAGGCCGAGGUGGGGGCGCAGCUUGGUGCCCAUGCUCCUGGCAUUGCUUCCUCUUUAGUUAGCCCUUUGUGUUCUCUGUGCCAUUGUCAGGGACCUCCAAACCUCCAUGUAUCAUGUGGAGCUGCCCCCUGCACCCUACUAUAAGACAUUUGCAUCAUGAGAAGAAGUGGGGCUCAUUGGCUGCAGCAAGGCGGCUGCAAGCCAGGACUCCUGGGUUGCAAGUCUAGGAGGACAGUGGGAUUCAGUGGGCUAGAGCAGAGGGGCUGUGUUGGGGGGGUGGUCUUUUCCUGGCUAUGCUGCUGACCUUCUGUGCCUUGGUGUUCAUCUUGUGGAUAAGGCCCUUGGGCUGGGACUCUCUGGUCACCGUUGGGCAGGCCCAGCUCCUAGAGGUUUGCCCUGGCCUGACAGAGUGGCUGGAACUACUGAGGCCAGAGCCCCUCUUUGCCAUCAUCCUCUGUCUCCAGUGAUCAGCCCUCAGCCUAAUGUUACUUGUGGAUCUUCUAGAGGCCACUCCCUAUUCCCACCGUGUGCCACAAAGCAAUCCCUGGCAUCUCUGCACAGCUUGGCACACCUGUGCCUGACUCAUGAAUUUUGCAUUGGCCUGGGGAGGUCACCGUGCAGCUCUUGCUAUGGGAACUGUCUUGUCUGCGGUGCCUCUGCACUUGCCUUUGCUGAUACUAUAUAGCCACUGGGACUGGGACAAGGGCAGCAGCCUUAGAUCUUCGUGGGUGGCUAUGAGCAACAGCAGCUGCUGCCCAGUACAAACAGCCUGCUCUUACCAGGCUGGAGUUGGGAGCAUUGUUGAGCUACCACAGGCUGUAAGGAAGAAGCCAGGAUCUUGGAAAGGGGCGUUUACACUGAGCCAGGUUUCCCAGAGCCCCACAGAAAGUCCUAGGCAGGGCAG
Molecule: messenger RNA, 3900 nt
Organism: Alligator sinensis (Chinese alligator)
Lineage: Eukaryota; Metazoa; Chordata; Crocodylia; Alligatoridae
Product: glycine N-acyltransferase-like protein 3
Exons: 2
Coding region: 79-981 (300 amino acids)
Cellular component (GO): mitochondrion
Molecular function (GO): glycine N-acyltransferase activity
Source: RefSeq, a predicted model, not a curated record